CAUUGGAUUGGAGCAAUGAAAAGGGGAGGAGCAGGGGAGAAUGGGUGGAGAUGCUUUAAUAUGCUCUUGUGGAUUUGACAUCUGUCCAUCUGCCUCAGUCCCCAGAAAUUAUAAAAAGAAUCAAGAAAACAAGUCUUACUGGUCACAUUUUUUGAGCUGUUAUUUUUAAAUGUUGAUGGAGGUAGCUAGAGAAGGGUCCAGAGAUGAAGAAAUUGAUAAGGCCUAGACGGGUCUAACCUCUUUAUAUAGGUUAAAUUUUUUUUCCGUAAAUAGAAGUUUGGAUCCAUUGUUGUUUAACAGAUCUGACAGCCCAUUUCCAUUUCAGCUGUUUUUAGCUCAUGGAUUACUGGCCUCGUUUGAAUUUGCUUUUAUUGAUUUAGAUUUCUAGAAUAUUGGUUGGCAAUUGGGUUUACUGUUAGGCAUGGAAAAUGGUCUCUUGAAACCCAACACUCACAUUCCAAGAUCAUUCUUCAUGGGGCAUGAAUUGGUUGAAAAAUGACAGCUUGCGUAAUUUUAGAGGGGUUGGAGGGUAACUUUUUGUACUACCCAGAUAAGGAUUUUGAUGGAGGAGAUGUCUCCGGCGGUUGCUGUGCCAUUUAGAUUAGGUAAUUCAGUCUGUGAUAACCCAACUGUAGCUAGCCAUAUGGAUGUCACAAGAUUUAAGCUCAUGACGGAUGCAACGAGCUUGUUAUCUGAUUCUGCAACCCAGGUUUCUACUGAGUCUAUUGCUGGUGAAGAUGAUAACUGCAGUGAUCUGGAGAAUGAGGUUAGUGUUGUAGCGGUGUCAGUACCGGUGGAGAAUAGGGAAGAGGGAGCUGCUUUGUUGGAUAUGGUAUCUGAAAAUAAGAGCAAUUGGGUUGCUGGUGAUGAUGUUGUAAUCCGGGAAAGUGAGGAGGAUGAUUUCUUAUCAGUUGAGGGUGAUCCUAUUUUGGAUAGCUCUUGUUCUCUUUCUGUGACAAGUGAGACUAGUAGCAUAUGUGGUGAGGAUUUGUUAGCAUUCGAGGCUAAUUUUGAGACAGGAACGCCGGGUUCUUUAGAUAUUGAGAAGGACGGUUGCAAUGAUCCGAUUAUUGCUAAGUCAUCUCAUUUGGGGGAAUUGAAUGCUGAGCAGGAGAUUGUGAGUGAUUCCCUUGCAGUGACCAGUCUUGAGGAAGAAAUUGGAUUUAGACCUGAACUGAAAUCAUCUGAAGUUGUUAUUCAGUUGCCUGUGGAAAAAGGGGUAAGUGGAACACUUGUUCGUAGUGUGUUUGAGUUGGUUUAUGUGCCCCUUUGGGGAUUUACGUCUAUCUGUGGAAGGAGACCUGAGAUGGAAGAUGCAGUUGCAACCGUGCCUCGGUUUUUUCAGAUCCCUAUUCAAAUGCUAAUUGGCGAUCGAGUAAUUGAUGGCAUGAGCAAGUGUGUCAGUCAUUUAACGGCCCAUUUCUUCGGGGUUUAUGACGGUCAUGGAGGGUCUCAGGUUGCAAACUAUUGUCGCGAUCGCAUCCAUUCUGCUUUGGCCGAGGAAAUAGAGACUGCCAAGACAGGAUUUAGUGAUGGAAAUGUUCAGGAUUAUUGCAAAGAGCUGUGGACCAAAGUGUUAACAAAUUGUUUUCUUAAGGUUGAUGCUGAGGUUGGAGGAAAGGCUAGUCUUGAACCUGUUGCUCCAGAAACCGUUGGUUCUACUGCUGUUGUUGCCAUUAUUUGUUCAUCCCAUAUUAUUGUGGCAAAUUGUGGUGAUUCAAGGGCAGUCCUGUACCGUGGUAAAGAACCUAUAGCUUUAUCGGUCGAUCAUAAGCCAAAUCGAGAAGAUGAAUAUGCUAGGAUUGAGGCAGCUGGAGGCAAAGUCAUACAGUGGAAUGGGCAUCGAGUUUUUGGUGUUCUUGCAAUGUCAAGGUCUAUUGGUGAUAGGUAUUUGAAACCGUGGAUUAUACCUGAACCAGAGGUGACAUUUAUUCCUCGGGCAAGAGAAGAUGAAUGCCUCAUUCUAGCAAGUGAUGGGCUAUGGGACGUGAUGACGAAUGAGGAGGUAUGUGAUAUAGCCCGAAGAAGAAUACUCCUCUGGCACAAAAAGAAUGGUGUGACGAUGCUCCCCUCAGAAAGAGGCCAGGGGAUCGACCCUGCAGCUCAAGCAGCAGCAGAGUGCCUCUCAAACCGGGCUCUUCAGAAGGGAAGCAAGGACAACAUCACAGUGAUUGUGGUGGAUUUGAAGGCUCAGAGGAAGUUCAAGAGCAAGACCUGAAGGUGAAGGUGAAAAGGCACCCAUGAAAUGGGCGAAAAAUUCAAUCUAUAUAGUAGCUGUAUGAUACUAAACUACUUCAUAUGGGGUCAAAAUAUUAGUUCUGAUGAGCCCAUCUGUUUUUCACCUGGGCAAUUGUUGCUUUAUAAGUGGUAGCAGUCUGUAUGUACCCCCCUAUAGAACAUGCACCAUUUUGGAACUCUUCAUUGUUUUGAAUUCUUGUCAUACACCGUGCCGCCACCGAGAUCUGGCUUUGUAAAUCUGUUAGGUGUUUGUAGUAGGAUUUAGGAGAUCACAGGAGAGUUCCCCCCUUUCCCCCCAUGUUCCCCCAGUCAACAAUGAAGUUGUGGAUGAUUGUAUUCGUUAUGCCUCCGAGUUUUUUCAAGGCUCUGUGAGGUUUUUUCACUUCA
Messenger RNA from Vitis riparia (riverbank grape), 2625 nucleotides. RefSeq names its product protein phosphatase 2C 53-like. Gene Ontology annotation, biological process: protein dephosphorylation. Bases 563 to 2218 code for a protein of 551 amino acids. The record is from RefSeq and is a predicted model, not a curated record. The transcript is spliced from 6 exons. Gene Ontology annotation, molecular function: protein serine/threonine phosphatase activity; cation binding. NCBI's taxonomy places the organism in Eukaryota, Viridiplantae, Streptophyta, Magnoliopsida, Vitales, Vitaceae.